Molecule: messenger RNA, 5596 nt
Organism: Xenopus tropicalis (tropical clawed frog)
Lineage: Eukaryota; Metazoa; Chordata; Amphibia; Anura; Pipidae
Gene: gigyf2
Product: GRB10 interacting GYF protein 2
Exons: 28
Coding region: 298-4227 (1309 amino acids)
Source: RefSeq, a predicted model, not a curated record
CACACGCCAUGGCGUCUGAGGCACUAGCAAGUCACGUGACGCAGACUCCAGGCUGCGGGAUUGCCAGAAGUGACAUUGGCACCAUUGGAUGACACUUUUGACGCGAAAUCUCUGUUCUAGAAGCCGAACGUAACUGAGCACGCCGCUAAGUCAGCUGGUGACGUAAGGCGUUUUGGUCGUCAGGUGACGGUGCGUGGCGUCUGCCAUCUUGUGUUGUUGGGCUUGUGGAUUCGCUUCGGGUGUGAAGCAGAGAGAGAAUUUCAUCGUUUAGAAGAACCUAAAGAAACAAAAAGCAUUAUGACAGCUGAGACUCAGACCCUGAACUUUGGCCCUGAGUGGCUUAGGGCUUUGUCUAGUGGAGGUUCUGUCAUUUCUCCACCCCUCUCCCCGGCGUUGCCAAAGUACAAACUUGCAGAUUUUCGGUACGGGCGGGAAGAGAUGUUAGCACUUUAUGUAAAGGACAAUAAGGUUCCAUUAGACCUUUUGGACAAAGAGUUCCUUCCUAUUUUGAAUGAUGAGCCCCUACUACCACUGGCACUUGUUCCAUUUACUGAAGAAGAACAGAGAAACUUCUCGAUGUCUGUAAACAGUGCAGCCGUUCUACGUCUUACUAACAGAGGCAGUAGCGGUGGUGGAGGAACUGUAGUAGGGGCGCCACGAGGUCGGAGUUCCUCCAGGGGUAGAGGCAGAGGCAGAGGAGAAAGUGGUUUCUACCAAAGAAGUUUUGAUGAGGUUGAGAGUGGGUUUGGCCGUGGAGCUCGGGAGAUGCACAGAUCACAGAGCUGGGAAGAAAGAGGAGACCGUCGGUUUGAAAAACCCACACGAAAAGAACCAGUUCGACCCACAUUUGAAGAAGGGGGGACAGCUCCAGCAGGAAGAAAACAUGAAUUUAUCCGUUCAGAGAGCGGGAACUGGCGCAGCUUGCGUGAGGAAAUGAAUGGUGAGGAGGAGGAAGGUGGAGGUGUAUGGAGGGCAUCAGCUCCCAGAAGGGAUGGAGAAAGGUGGCGCUCCCACAGUCCAGAUGGUGCACGGGGUUCUGGUUGGAGAGAGAUCCCUGAUCGUCGAAGGCGGUUUGACUAUGAUUUACGAGAACGUGAGGAUGAGCGUGGGUACCGCAGGGCACGAAGUGGUUCAGGCAGUGCAGAGGAUGAACGGGACAGUUUGCCAGAGUGGUGUCUAGAUGAUGCAGAAGAUGAAACAGGCACAUUUGACUCCUCAGGGGCAUUCCUGUCUUCCAAACCUUCCAAGAAGGUGCAGAAAGAACCCAUUCCUGAGGAGCAAGAGUUGGAUUUUCGACCUUCCAUGGAUGGAGCUGAUAACUCGGACUCUGAUGGCAGCCAAACAGAAGAGGCCAAAGAAACCGAUCCUGUUCAGUCUCGGACUGAUAAUGAUUUGAGCAGGAAUGGUUACACUGUAGUUCAAGCCACUUCUUCACCAGACCAUAGAAUUCCAUCACCAGUGCCCCGGACAGAUAAAACUUCAGAAACUGCUAACCAGAAGGCUGCAAGUCCUCAUCUAUCUUGUAAGACUGAAAUAGAUGUAAGAUCACAGUCACCUUCAUCACCUCCUACCCCAUCAAAACACAAAGAAGAUGCUGCCUCACUCAGUCAUCAAGGGUCACAGGAAAAAAGUAGUCCAUGUAUACCUCAUCCUCCAUCUCCUGCCUUCAGCCAAAGGUCUCCUGCUAGACAACCAGACCCUCACAAAGUACCUGCCAUGUCCUCUGUCCCUGUUCCUCAGUUAGACACUCCCACAGUUCCUGCCCAUUCAACUGUUUGUGCUGCUCCAGGCAUGGAACCUAUGCCCCCAGAACCUGAUGAAGAAGAUGGACUAGAACACCUUGAACAGCAGGCGCAGCAAAUGGUGGCGUACCUGCAGGACGGGACGCUUGAUGAUGACCGUUUGCUAGUGAAAGUGCUAGACCAGCGAGUGAAGGGACCUUCGCUAGACAACCAGCAGAAGUGGUACUACAAAGAUCCACAAGGGGAGAUCCAGGGUCCAUUUAGUAAUCGAGAGAUGGCUGAGUGGUAUCAAGCUGGAUACUUCCCAAUGACUCUGUUGCUAAGAAGAGUAUGUGAUGAUGCCUUCCAGUCACUAGGCGAUAUUAUUAAAAAAUGGGGACGGGUUCCUUUCUCCACACCCCCAACACCUACUAGACUUGGGGACCUGGACCCUGAGCGUUUAAGUCGUCAGCAGGAAAUCACAGCCCUGUAUCAGAUGCACCAUCUCCGAUACCAGCAGUUCCUUUUUCAGCAGCAGUAUGCAGUCUUGGCGCAACAACAGAAAGCAGCUCUCUCCUCCCAGCAGCAACAGUUGCCUCUUCCUUUGCAGUCCCUAAGUAUGAGGAUACCUGAGCAUACUGUGAUCCCACCAGUAGCAAGAGCAUUAUCAGUACCAGACAGCACCUCAUUGUGGGAGCUUCCACCUGCUGCCGCACAACCAGCAGUAUGGGAGGGUAGCAGCGUUUGGGACCUCCCAGUGGAGCCAGCAAAUCAGGGAACAACUCGAGAACAGCUAGAACAGAUGGAGAAAGUGAAAGCUGCCAAGAUGGAGCAAGAAAGAAGAGAGGCUGAGCUUAGGGCAAAGCAGGAAGAGGAAGAACAACGUAGGCGACAGGAAGAGGAAGAAGAGAGAAAAAGGAGGGAGGAGGAGGAGCAGCUGGCCCGACGGAAGCAGGAGGAAACACUACGGCGGCAGAAAGAGCUGGCAUUGCAGAAGCAAAUGGAAGAAGAAGAGAGGCAACGCAAGGAAGAGCUAAGGUUACUAGAAGAAAGGAGGCGACAGGAGGAAGAAAGGAAAAGGCUUGAAGAGGAAAUAAGGCGGCAGGAAGAAGAAAAGCGGCGCCAGGAGGAGGAGCGCAAAAGGGCUGAAGAUGAAAAGAGACGAAGAGAAGAGGAAAAGAAAAGAGAAGAGGAAGAAAGACGACAAAGGGAAGAAAUACAGAGAAAACAGGAAGAGGCAGCUAGAUGGGCUCGUGAAGAAGAGGAGGCCGCACGACGAUUAUUGGAAGAGGCACGAUUAAAGGCAGAGGAAGAAGAAAGAAAGAAGCGCGAGGAAGCACAAAGGCAGAAGGAGCUACAGAGACAGCGGCAGCAACAGCAAGAAGCACUUAGGCGCCUGCAGCAACAACAGCAGCAGCAACAGCUGGCCCAAAUGAAGUUACCAUCAUCUUCCACAUGGGGGCAGCAGGUCUCCCCAACCACUGCCUCACAGUCAGCACUUUCACUGGCAGAAAUACAAAAACUAGAAGAAGAACGGGAACGGCAGCAACUGCAAGAGCAUCAGCGUCGCCAGCAGCAGGAGCUGAAAAUACUGCAGCAGCAACAACAGCAGCAGCAGCAGCAGCAAAAAAUACCUGGCUGGGGGAGUGUGAGCAAACCAGUAGGCUCCACCAAGUCUCUCUUGGAGAUCCAGCAAGAAGAAGCCAGACAGAUGCAGAAAACCCAACAACAGCCUGUGCGGAACCGACCAGCUAAUAUAUCUGUGCCUGUGGCACCUGUAGUAAAUAAUCACAUUAGCAGCACUAGCGUGGCCGGUUCUGGAAGCUCAGUAUGGGGAUCCUUAAAUAACAACCUAAGUCCUCAGUGGUCGUCUGACUCCAUGAGCAGCAUCUGGAGCAGUACAGAAGUAAAGGGUUCCAGUGUCGGUUUCUGGGAUGAUGCAGUGAAGGAGGUCACUCCCCGAAAUGCCACCAGCAAGAAUAAGAACACUGCCAGUAAAUCAGCAGGACCCAACAGCCGGCAGAGCAAGAAAGUGGAACAGGAAGAGAAGUUGCUCAGACUGUUCCAAGGUGCAAACAAGUGCCAGGAUGGUUUCACCCAGUGGUGUGAGCAGACACUGCAUGCAAUCAACACUGCACACAGUCUGGAUGUGCCCACGUUUGUGUCGUUCUUGCGUGAAGUGGAGUCUCCAUACGAGGUACAUGAUUAUGUCCGUGCCUAUCUUGGAGAUACACCAGAAGCAAAGGAUUUCUCCAAACAGUUUAUUGAGCGCCGGACAAAGCAGAAAGCCAGUCAGCAGCACCCUCAGCAGGAUGUAGCCUGGGUCACAUGCCAGACAAGUCAAGCUAAUUCUCAACAGACAGCACUAGAGGUUGCACAAUGCGCAGGACGCAAGAAAAAGAAGCAGAAGAUGGUUCGAGCCGAUCCCAGUUUGCUAGGCUUUUCUGUGAAUGCUUCUUCGGAGAGACUGAACAUGGGAGAGAUUGAAACUGUGGAGGAUUACUGAUCAUCCUGUAGGGGUUGGGGGAACCCCCCCACCCCUUCCUUCGGCUUCUCUGGGAGGGAAGAAGCCGAAUGCGACUCCACCUAUCCCCCAACACACACUCUUAAGAUUUUGCAGGGGUCAUCACAGGGCAACCUCCUGCAGUGCUUCAUGAGAAGGGCAGCUGGAGAGCUUCCUAUCCCCUCAAUUUGCCAUGUUCUACCUGGGCAACUUGAUGGGGUUGUUACCUCAGCAGAUAAAGAGUGAGUUAAGGGGAACUUACCCUCCUCCAUCACAGUACCACUGGGUCUCGUUUCAGAGACUUGUAGGGUCUGUUAAUUUACCACCGUUAUUAGGUGGAGAGUGGAGGCUUUUGUGGUGGGACUUUGAAUUUCCCCUCACUGCCCUGUGGGGUUUAGCUCUGUGGAUUUAGUGACGGGGCAUGUGUUGAACCUAGAUUUCAGCUCUACCAAUGCACACAGUGAAUUGCUACUCUCUGCGCUACAGGAGAAAGUGUAGCCAUAAAGCUGAUGGGAUGUGCAUCCCUUUUGUCAUCCUUCUUACACUGUCCCGGCCACUUUCCACUCCCCCCACACCUUUUCAUCAGCUUUAUGUUUCUGAAGAGCCUUUGGAAAGUGUGGCAGGUGGGGGCAGCAGGAGACAACCACUCCUUUGGGUAUGUACAGUUUCUUGCAACUAUGUAUAUAGUUUUGGUGCUGUUUGAUGGGUUAUAGCAGAUAUUGCUCCCACUGCGUUGUAUAUCUAUUUACAGAUACGGAAAAGGUGUGGGUGGGAGAGAGCACACUUAACGUUUACACAACUCCCAGACCACUUCAAAAGUUUUGCCCCAGUGUGCAGGGAAUUGGGGGGAGCCCGAGCCUGACCUCAAUAAAUUGCUGGUUGUAUUAUAUCACAUAUCUGAUUUGGAUGCCUUAUUGCUUGGUAAAUGUCGGGUUGGUGCAGAGAAGCAUCAGAUGUCAGAAAUACACUCAUCAGUCUUCCUCCAUCUUCUGAGAGAUGCCUACGCAUACGGACAAUCAAGCUGACUUAAGCCCUGAGGCUUUGCCACCAAAGCUUUGUUAGAGCUGCUGGCAUCUGUCAGCCAGGCUACUGCCCUGAUCCUAGGGUUACCCAAAUCUUCUGCCUUUUUUUGAUGAGUAACUGAAUUAUAUGGGUUAUCGUGCAUGCAAAUCAGAUGAAUUCAAUGAAGACUACUAUCUUCUGUUGCCUUCACCCAGGCGGAUAUUAGAAGAUGCAGCUCGGGAGAACAAGUGCGUGCUGCAAAGUCAUAAUAGAUAAGAUAUGGAUUUUUUUGCUUUAUAUUAUGGGUUAAUUUCAUCAAAAAGCUCCUAGAGACAUAACUGUAUUAAAACCUAAUUUAUUUUACACCUUA